AUGAGCACGUCCACGCGUGAAGCAAUUCCACUGAGCCCUCUGUCUCGACUCCGACUGGAGGAGGAAGUCGAGGAUGGGCUCUCCACCCAGGCGCGCCGGCCGGCGCAGACAAGUGCGUUUGACUUACCGAAGCUUGUCCCGAUCGAGGACGAGGAUCUCGUGUACAAGAAUCACCACUUUGCGGAGCGGGCGAACUGGCUUGUGCCCGGCAAGGUGCUGCUGGGGAAGUACCCGGGACAGAUACCGGCCGACCUGGCGACGGGGCCCACCGUACAGAUCGCUCGCGACCGUGUGCUGGACAUCGUCUUACGGGGCGGGGUAACGGACCUCUACUGCCUGCAGGCGGAGCUUCCUCCACAGGACGACGAGAGCCAAUGGGGCCCUCCGGCUGAUAAGGACGACAGCGGCAUGUUCUUUUCGGGGUUCCGUGCUUACCGGGGCGAUGCCGUGGCCGCCGUAGCCGCCGCCGCCGCCGCCGCUCCUGCUUCUGGUUCUGCAGCAACAUUGACGAUGGCGAGUCAGGUGGAGGGAGGCUCAGACCAUAAUGGGAACAUCGCUGUUAACGUCGGUGCAGACAACAGCGAGGAGGGGGGGGGGGGGGAAAAAAAACAAGGGCGGGGCCCAGGGGAGGGGGCGACGGAGGUGGUGCUGGGAGCGAGGGGGGAGGAAGGGCUUGCGUUUCACCACUUUCCGAUACCGGACCUGUCGCCGGCGGAGAACACGGAGAUUCUGGCGGGGCUGGUGGACGAGCUGGAGGCCCUGGUUAGGUCAGGAAAGGUGCCCUUCAUCCACUGCUGGGCGGGUAGGGGCAGAACAGGUCUCAUCGCGUCCUGCCUUUUGGGACGGCUGUACCCGGAACUAAGCGCGGAGCAGUCGCUUAACCGGGUGGACCGUUACUACCGCACCAGGGGCACCGUGGCGAUCGGAAAAUCCAGCCGCGUCUCCCCCGAGACACCCGAGCAGGAGGAACAAGUCCGCCUGUUUUUCAAGCAGGUGUUGAACCGUGAUUGAACACACAUUGAUUGAUCGUUGUGACAUUUUGUUCGAAAGAGAGACGAAUCCUUUUUUUCUUGUAGCCGUGAUGUCUUUCGCGCAACAGCAGGGUGUGUGGGGAUCGUAUUUACGGAGUACGUUAUGGCAAGGUGUGUUGACUGCUGUGUUUGUCCGCCCUCGCCCCCCCCCUUGGCAUUUUUUUCUGUUUCGCAAAAGUACGGUUUUAGGUAGCAUACAGCAGUAUACGGCGUUUUUUUCGCGGCGUGCAGGAGGUAGAAGCGUAAAUGGUACAACAGGAGAACCGGCUUAUUAAAAAGGAACGGAAGAAAUUAAAAAGGAAUUUGUGUGUAGUUCGAGCAGAUCUCCGAACGUGGCCAUGUUUGUUUACGUCUUUAUGAUAUGAACACGGGCUGGAUGGCACUUGUACCAGUUUUGUUAGAUGUGUCUCAGCGUGGAUCUCGGGUGCACCGCACCAGCAACUCCUGCUUAGUUCGAUCGGAGAAGCUCGCCUCGCGGUGCGAUAGAAGAGAAGUAUCCUACAAGCCUCUUGUUCUGUUUUAUGACAAAGCACGACGGGUGGGCUGGGGUGAAGACCCCCCCUCCUUGCGUGUGCAGGAGAUUGCAGGUCUUGUUUUCAGUGAGGGACAAUCAAGAGACAAACGAUGAUAAUUCGUCCGUCGAACGCUGCCUUUGUUUUCAAAACUUUCAUCGGGGUCGGAUGCGUUUUUGGCCGACCAUUUUUUUGGCGUGUACGGGUCUCGAACGAACACGGCCGGCGGCCUUGAUUUCUCUCGGAUUGGUUGAUUUUUCUUUUUUCCUCCGCUGGUCCGAUGGAGAGAUAGGUCGGUUCGUUUGGGUCUCAAGCAGUUCGGUGCAGUAGUGUUGGGUAAAGGGCAAACCAAACAAAACGGGGUAACUGCUGGCCUAUUUGAGUUAACGCCGUCUUUGGGCAAAGCGUCAAGCCCGC
Molecule: messenger RNA, 1960 nt
Organism: Ectocarpus siliculosus
Lineage: Eukaryota; Phaeophyceae; Ectocarpales; Ectocarpaceae
Source: the annotation of a GenBank genome assembly